UUACAUGCACAGCGUCCACGCACGUUCGUUUAGUUCAAAGGAAAACACCGUGGCGAUUCGAGAGCAGGGACGCGUGAACGUCGCACUGCGUCAGAGACCGGCCGAUUCCCUCGGAAAAGAGCAACAUCACCAAACUGAAUCUGGUUGUUUACCAAUCAAUUAACCUUGGUUGGAUAACAGAAGAAGAAGAAGAAGAAGCGUCGCGUUCGCGGAUCGAUCUGUCAGUCAGCCCAACGAAAUUGUCGCUUUAGAAAGGCGAGGUACAGCAACUUCGUCGACGUUUCAAUUUCUGCACGCGAAGCAAAACGAGAACCAAAGCAGAGGAUAUCUGCUGUUCGAGAUAUAAAGCCGGUUAAAGCGCUACCAGCAGAAGAUCAGUGACUCUCUCUCUCUCUCCCUCUCCUCAUCUCUCUCUCUCUCGCUCUCUCUCUCUCUCUUUCUCUCUGAGUCUCUCAGUCUGUGAAGGUCCAGACAUAUCGAGGGUGACGACGCGUGUGAGAUGCGCAUAGAUCCUUCGUGAUAAGAGCAACAGAUAGCCAAAGAUCGAGCAUGGAUUUAGUCUAUGUCCCGGAGGUCCUAAACUACGGGUUCCUCAGGAGCCAGCCGUACAGGGACUACGAGCAACCAUGGAACACAAACUACUUUAACAAUGGGCGAUCGUCGCAGAAUCAUUGUCAGCGAUUGCCGCAGCAGCAACAUCACGAGCAGAAGCAACUGUCGAAAGAGAGCUGCCAUUUAUGCCGAGAGAGCAAAAGAAGAAGCCUCGCGGCUUACAUAAGAGGCAAAUCGCGGCGGGGCUCUUGCCAAGAAAUCCACGAGGAAGAGGAAGAACAGGAUGUUAGGGAGGAGACUGAAAAUACUGGUCAACAGUUGAAAGCGGGAAAAGGAGUCUCAAAAACACCCAAUGAAUCGAAAGAGACCAAGGAGACGCAAUCAUAGCUCGUGCUGUCUGCCCCAUAUAAUUGCACGCCGCAUAAUUACGAAACAACUCGCUUAAAUUUUCGUUGGUAUUGAUGAACUUUCGAAAUAAGAUACGUUGAAACGUAUAAAACAGUAAUAAGAUUCAAAAUCGUCCUUAACUUUCACAGAUUUUGCUUGCCGAGGUAUUUAGAGCUUUACAUUGAUCGUUACGCCAUCGAAAACUAAUUUAUUCUCGGUCUUUUCAUGCUUCGAUAAGUUACGUUGCAAAAAGAAAGACAAAUAAGGUUUAUUAUCUUAUCCUGUGCAUGUACGUAAUACGCACGAACAUGCAUGAAUUUUUUUUCUAUUGAACUAGGUGUAUACGAUUAGUAAUUUAUCUCGUUUAGAUUGUACAUCAAAUUGAAGAAGCUUUUCAUAAGCAUGAGAUAAAUUUUAUACAUUAUCGAACGUUUUAAUUUCUUCCAAUACACCGUCGAAAUGAUGGAAAGAUUGAACAUUAUGAUUCACUGUAGCAAAUAAUUGCAUUUAUAUCGUAAUCGUGAAGAAAGAUGCUUAUUUUUAUUUAUCAAAAGA
This is a messenger RNA of Megalopta genalis, 1494 nucleotides long. RefSeq lists its product as uncharacterized. The record is from RefSeq and is a predicted model, not a curated record. NCBI's taxonomy places the organism in Eukaryota, Metazoa, Arthropoda, Insecta, Hymenoptera, Halictidae.